Momordica charantia (bitter melon) is the source of this 1623-nucleotide messenger RNA. RefSeq names its product zinc finger protein CONSTANS-LIKE 5. Gene Ontology annotation, cellular component: nucleus. The record is from RefSeq and is a predicted model, not a curated record. Gene Ontology annotation, molecular function: zinc ion binding; DNA-binding transcription factor activity; protein binding. Gene Ontology annotation, biological process: regulation of flower development. NCBI's taxonomy places the organism in Eukaryota, Viridiplantae, Streptophyta, Magnoliopsida, Cucurbitales, Cucurbitaceae.
AAACACAGCACCUAUUGUGAAAAUCAAAUCCAGACACCAAAUUUAUUUCCAAGUCUGUCUACAACAGGCGCGCUCUCCCGCUGCCACGCCGGCAGGUCAUUUGCUUAGCUCUGUGGGGAAUUUUAAUUUGUAAACAGCAGCAGAGUAGCAGCAGUAGCAGCUUUCGUGGCGGGAGCUAUGGGAUUGGGACUUGAGGGAGAGAGUGUUGUAAAGGGCUUCGGUGGCGGAUGCGGAUGGGGCGUUGUCGCUAAACCAUGCGACUCCUGCAAGACCGGCCCGGCCGCGGUCUACUGUAGACCCGACUCCGCUUUUCUCUGCCUCACUUGCGACGCCAAAAUCCACUGCGCCAAUAAGCUCUCCUCACGCCACGACCGCGUCUGGAUGUGCGAGGUUUGCGAACAGGCACCCGCCGUCGUCAUGUGCAAGGCCGAUGCUGCGGCUCUCUGCGUCACCUGCGACGCCGAUAUUCACUCCGCCAACCCACUAGCUCGCCGCCACGAGCGGGUCCCCGUCGAGCCUUUUUUCGACACGGCCGAGUCGGUGGUCAAAGCCAGCUCAUCGGUUUUCAACUUCCUCCUCCCCGCUGAGACCAACGUCAGUGGGUGCGACGGCCACCACGAGGAGGUGGAGGUAGCGUCCUGGCUCUUGUCCAACCCCCCUUUCAACUCUAAGCUCGUGGACGGCCCCGAAAUCAAGGCCGGCGCCGGCGGGGAUAUCUUCUUCACUGAAAACGAAAUGGAUUCUUUUAUUGAUUUUGACUAUCCAAAUCCAGUCAAUCAGAGCGCAAUUAACGACAGCGUCGUCCCGGUUCAGACGAAGCCACUCUCUACCCCUGAAAAUUGCUUCGACAUCGAUUUUUGCAGAUCCAAGCUCAAUUCAUUCGGCUAUCAAUCUCAAUCCCUGAGCCACAGCAUGUCGUCCUCUUCCCUAGAGGUUGGAGUAGUUCCAGAAGGGAAUUCGAUGUCGGAGAUAUCGUACCCGUCGGGUCAAACCAUGGGGGAUUCGGGUUUAGCGAUGUCGGGAUCCGGAAACCAAGCGACUCAGUUGUGUGGAAUGGAUCGGGAGGCGAGAGUGUUGAGGUACAGAGAGAAAAGGAAGAACCGGAAGUUCGAGAAGACAAUCCGGUACGCUUCCAGAAAAGCUUACGCAGAAACCCGGCCCAGAAUCAAGGGCCGGUUCGCAAAACGUACCGAUAUGCUAACGGAGGUGGACGAAAUGUAUGGCUCGGGUGGUUCGUCUAUGUUCUUGGGCGACGCCCAAUACGGCGUCGUUCCAACGUUUUGAGGACGACGACUGGAAGUGAAGUAAAGCGUCGGAAUCCAGUGCUGCGUAGAUUUAUAAUUCUUAUUGUGCACCUUAAUAAAUUAACGGUAGAUUAAUGUGAAGUAUGUGUUUGAUGUGAUGGGCGGAGUUUUAGCCGUCGAUUUGCAGGAGCAUGGGUGUCACGUGCACGCCCCUUACCUCUGCUCUGAAUGCAGAGCCUAGUUUACGCUACCACAAGUUGCUUUGUUUUUUUCACCCUCUUCUCCUCGCAAAUAUAACCGAUUUGCCCCUCUCUCUCAAAUCUUUUCCUCCAUUUCUAGUGGCCAACAGUUUAUAUAUAUAUGUUUUAUUAUUUGCGAA